AUGGUGGACAUUGUCAAGGACUUUCGCGUGAAUUUGCUUGGGCUGGACGGGAACCAGGAUGAAAUUUUUGAAAAGCUCAAGACUGGCAUCCUCCUUGCUAUUCCUCUGCUCGAGAAUCCGGCCGGUUGGAAACAGCAAGAUCCUUAUGAGAUUUUGAUUGUUUGUGACAGUCCGGCUGCGUACAAAUCUUUUUCUCGCCACACGGAAGAAAAGCAUGUUCACUGGGCUACAGUACCAGAUCUGGUGCUUGCCACAAAUGUUAUUGCGGAGACAGCCAAGGCCAUGGCCGAUUCUCUGGAUAAGCAUUGGGACGAGUAUUACAGUCAACGGGGCAACAACGACCAUUUCGAUCUAUCCAGAAUCAUGAACAAUCAAGAAGUCAAACUCAUUAAGAUUCAUCUCGGAAUGCUUUACCGAGAUGAAUCUGCCAAGUACAUCCCGGACCCGUGGUUGAUGGCGUUGAAAGCUGCCGCAAAUUGGUCCGCCUUUGCCUACCCACGACACCACGACAAGUACUUGAAAUUGGCGCCUGCUUGCGACGACGAUGACUCUACCAACACCAAGAGCCUGCCGGUGGUCUCCUUCCUUUCCAGUGAGGUUAUAAACCAAAGAUUCCGGGAGGAUAUGCUGCGGCGCAGGGAAGCAGAGGUGGAGGGAAUGAGCUUGAACAUUGGUUCUGAUGAUGACGAUUCCGUUUCAACGCUUCGAGACGAGGAUGUUGCUGCCGGGAGCUAG
Messenger RNA from Seminavis robusta, 735 nucleotides. The record is from the annotation of a GenBank genome assembly. NCBI's taxonomy places the organism in Eukaryota, Bacillariophyta, Bacillariophyceae, Naviculales, Naviculaceae.